ACUCUUAUAGUCUCGCGAGGACACGGUAAGGCUUAACGCCAAGCGAAUUUAAGGGAGAUGGGAAGAAAUGAGGUCUGAUAAGGACCAAAUGACCGCGGGUAAGGAGAAAAGCAUCUUCGAGAUACAAUUAAAAGACGUCCCAAGAGAGCAAGAAAACAUUCCCGCCAACGCUAAACCGAAAGAAGAGAAGAAGGAGGUUUUUACGAAGGUGGUUAUUCGAAGACUCCCUCCUAGCCUGUCAAAGGAACAACUGGAAGAGCAUCUCAGUCCUCUUCCCUCUUAUGACUACUUUGAGUUUUUCCCAGCAGAUCAAAGUCUCUAUCCCCACCUCUUCUCCCGAGCUUAUAUCAACUUUAAAAGCACAGAAGACAUCCUGCUGUUCAGGGAUCGAUUUGAUGGCUAUGUCUUUAUCGACAAUAAGGGUCAGGAAUACCCCGCUGUGGUAGAGUUUGCGCCUUUCCAGAAGAUUUCCAAAAAGAAGCUGAAAAAGAAAGAUGCCAAAGCCGGAAGCAUUGAAGAAGAUCCAGAAUACAAGCGAUUUUUGGAAAACUACUCCUGUGAUGAGGAGAAGUCCAUGGCCAAUCCUGAGACUCUUCUUGGGGAGAUAGAAGCUAAGACCAGAGAGCUCAUUGCCAAACGAACAACGCCUCUCCUGGAGUACAUCAAAAAUAAGAAAAUCGAAAAACAGAGGAUAAGAGAGGAGAAGAGAGAGGAGCGAAGAAGAAGGGAGCUUGAAAAGAAAAGGCAACGGGAGGAAGAGAAACGAAAGCGGCGAGAGGAGGAGAGACGCAAGCGGAAAGAGGCAGAGAAGCAGAAGAAACUGUCCGAUAAAGACAUCAAGAUUAAGCUCCUAAAGAAGAGCGACAGAGACGACGACGUUGACUCGGACCGAAUGAAGGAAAAAAGCGAGCCUUGUGACGCAGGUGUGGGCAAGUGGGAGAAAACCGGAGGACAAAUGAAGUCGAAAGAACCAAAAGAAAACAGAGGUCAGGCUGAGAGCGACAAAGAGCAGAGAGAUCAGCACGGCCGCAGGCAGAGAGAUAAGGAUCACCGCGGCAAGGACGAGGAGAGGAAACGGCAACGCCACCACUACGAAUUUGACAAAUUCAUGCGGCGGAAAGAUGAGACCAAAUGGGGGAAGGGCUACUGCCAGGACCGAGCCAAGAAAGAGGGCCAUCAUCACAGCUACUCUUACUGCCCUGACGGGGCAGACAAAAUGGGAAAGGAGGACAGGGAGGACCUGAGCAACAGAAAGGAGCGCCUCCGAAACAAGGUGAGCGAGAAGGACCGUCCUGCCAUGCAGCUCUAUCAGCCCGGCGCGCGCAACAGGAAGCGCAUGAGUUCGGCUAAUAAAGGCUAUGACUGCCUCCCUAUCGGUCAUUCCCCCGAAUGCAGGACGGAGCAUUGUUAUGAGGUUGUUGCCAUGACAGCGGGGAUGGAGAGGGGGUUUGAGAAAAGCAAAGACGAGCAGUGAAUACUCUAGGUCUCAAGAGGAAAGUCAUGGGGCAUAAAAAUCAGUUUUAAAGGGAAGCUGCUGUCAUUGGUUGACUGAUUUCUUUCUUCCUGUUUGUAGGUUGGUAAUGAAAUUGUAUCUGUGGAACUUUCUUCAUGCUAUCUAGCUUUCAGACCCGUCAACUUUUAAGGUACUCUGCUCUCGCUCUUUGUGGUACAGAAGCGUCUCAGUUAAGACAUCCCGAAAAAAAUGUACUUUCAAGACCGAUGACCUUGCCUUCUGCAUGGGAACUUCCUUCCAACAUCUAGCAUAUUUUGUCAUUUGUGUUGUUUUUAGUAACCUUAUAUAUUUCUAUUAAUAUAAAAAAUAUUGUUGGUAAAACUGACAGACAACAGAUCUUUUAAAAAAAAUAAGGUAAGAAAUCUCAUUUACUAUAUGUACAGGCAACCAGCAGACUACACAUUGAUUAUUAAAUCCAAUUUCAAUGCCACAAUUUAUUUUUAUUUAUUUUUUUGUCAGUAAUGCUUUGUACACAAUCAACUACAGCGCCACAAGAAAGUAUCCCUUUAUGCUUUUCCAUAUUUUUUUGCAUUAGAUCCGUCUUAAAACUGAUCUGAGUGUAGUUUUAUCUCAUAUAGCUUACUAUAUUUAGUUUACUUAUAGUAUAGUUUUCUAUAAAAAUGUUAAAACAGAUUUUCCGACAAUUUUGUAAGUAAGAAAAGAAAACAAAUACAGUAGGUGCAUAAGUACUCACUAAAUCGGAUCACAACUGAUGAGCGGCAGCAACAUUUGAUGAAUUUUGUGGCUGAACGUGAUUGGACACAUUUCUCCACACAAGGUCCUACAGUUGACGGAGCAGAGCAAAAACCAAGCAGUGAAGUCAAAAGAGUUUUCUGUAAGACCCCCAAAGACUGGAUUCUAUUAAAUCACUAAAACUGGCAUCCAUCACCACUGUCAUUUUUUUUGGUAAUGCAUCAACGGAAGCCUUAUCCAGGACCUUUCAUAGACCCGAUACUCUGAAUCUCAGACAAAGGU
This is a messenger RNA of Poecilia latipinna (sailfin molly), 2488 nucleotides long. It is a transcript of the gene upf3a, whose product is annotated as UPF3A regulator of nonsense mediated mRNA decay. Gene Ontology annotation, molecular function: telomeric repeat DNA binding. The transcript is spliced from 10 exons. Bases 68 to 1474 code for a protein of 468 amino acids. The record is from RefSeq and is a predicted model, not a curated record. Gene Ontology annotation, cellular component: nucleolus; cytoplasm. Gene Ontology annotation, biological process: nuclear-transcribed mRNA catabolic process, nonsense-mediated decay; positive regulation of translation. Lineage: Eukaryota; Metazoa; Chordata; Actinopteri; Cyprinodontiformes; Poeciliidae.